Molecule: messenger RNA, 2386 nt
Organism: Populus nigra (black poplar)
Lineage: Eukaryota; Viridiplantae; Streptophyta; Magnoliopsida; Malpighiales; Salicaceae
Product: ankyrin repeat-containing protein ITN1-like
Exons: 8
Coding region: 226-2160 (644 amino acids)
Molecular function (GO): protein binding
Source: RefSeq, a predicted model, not a curated record
UUUCUUUGUUAGAAUCCAAAGCAGAAACAUAAGCUUGUUUCAUUUACUUGAAAUGGAGAUUUCCUCUAUUCUUUCAUGUUUCAUGCCUCACUCUCUCUUAUAAAUUAUCUGGAUUCACUUCCUUGAAGUUGUCAAGAUUUUGAGGUCACCUCGUCUGCAGCAACCAAUCCUGUCGAGUGCAAGCAGUGGUUGUACAGUGUACUUCCUGCUAUUUCUCCAACAGAUAUGGACCCUUACAGUGAUUUGGCCUUAAGCAAGUCACCCCGCAAGUUAAAAUCACGGGCGCCUUCAGAAUCAAAGGAGAGCUCAAGCAUGGAAUAUGAUAUGGAAUACAUUCAGUAUCUGCCGCUAUACAAGGCUGUUGACAAGGGCGACCUAGACGCUACAAUGAUGUUCCUGGAAGAACAUCCUGAUGGACUGACUGCUAGCAUUUCAGCAGAUGGGGAUACUGCCCUCCAUGUUGCGGUUCUGGCUGGACACAGAGAGAUUGUUGUGAAGCUGGUGGACCAGUUAGAUCCGGAUGACUUGGAAAUCCGAAACAGAAAUAAUGCCACCGCUCUUAAUUAUGCUGCCAUUGGAGGGAUCACAAGCAUUGCCGAGGACUUGGUAGCAAAGAAUGGAGGUUUACUUAAAGUUGCAAACCAGAAUGGCCACAUCCCAGUUGUUGUAGCUUCUCUCUAUGGGCAUAAAGGCAUGGUUCGUUAUCUGUACAGCGUGAGUCCGAAAGAAGAGCUCAGUCCAGCUACAAACAAUAAGAAUGGGGUUAUGCUUCUCACAACAUGUAUCAUGGACGAACUCUACGAUAUUGCCUUGGAUCUGCUUCAACAUUACCCACAUUUGGCUUUUUAUCAAGAUAGUGACAAAGACACAGCUCUUGAUAUGCUUGCUCAAAAACCUUCUGCUUUUCCCAGUGGAACUCAACUUGCUUGGUGGCAACAAUGGAUAUACAACGGUAUCCGGGUACCUCAUCCACUUGCCUCUAGCCACAGCCAUGGGGACAUUGAGAGGCCGAAUAAGGGACCAACUGAUCGAAGGAACAUUGUUAAACGAGCAUCUGACCAGUUGUUGGUAAUGGCUUGGAAGGGAUUGAAGGUUUUUGUUCCAGCUAUCAAGAAAAUGUAUAACCUGAAGUUGAAACAUGGCCAAGCACUAGCAGUUCUGUGUUGCCUAUGCGAACAAAUAUCAACUCUUCAUAGAUCAGAAUUCAAAGAAAUUGGUGUGUACAAGGCUGUAUUCAAUGCUGUUAAGCAUGGAAUUGUUGAAUUCAUCGUUGAGAUUGUUAGACAUUAUCCUGACGUUAUAUGGUGCGAGGAUGAUCUUAACCGGGGCAUAUUCUUGUAUGCAACCCUGCAACGCCAAGAAAAGAUAUUCAGCCUUAUAUACAAAAUGGGAGCAAAGAAGAACUCAAUGGCAACUUCUUGGGACAAGUAUCACAACAACAUUUUACACCAAGCUGCAUUCUUAGCACCCUCCUCUCAGCUCGAUCGUGUUUCGGGUGCAGCAUUACAAAUGCAAAGAGAGCUGCAAUGGUAUAAGGAGGUGGAGAGCAUUGUCCAACCCAAGUACAGAGAGAUGAUAAAUUUUAACCAUAGAACACCUCAAGCUUUAUUCACUGAACAGCACAGGAAAUUAGUGGAAGAAGGGGAGAGAUGGAUGAAGGACACAUCUGAGUCUUGCACGGUCGUGGCUGCUCUUAUUUCUACCAUAAUGUUUUCAGCGAUCUUUACUGUUCCAGGUGGAUAUGAUCAGUAUUCAGGGAUUCCUAUAUACUUGCACAGGAAUUCGUUCAUGGUCUUCAUGGUGUCCGAUGCAAUGUCAUUGUUUGCGUCUACAUCUUCGUUGUUGAUGUUCUUAGGAAUCCUGACAUCACGGUACAGAGAGGAAGAUUUCCUCUUGUCCUUGCCUACGAAAAUGAUUGUAGGCCUUUCCUGUCUUUUCUUUUCGAUAGCAACUAUGAUGAUAACCUUCGGCAUUACGCUUUUUAUGAUGCUUCGCGAUCGUUUUCCGUGGAUUUCCUUUCCGAUUAUAUUGCUGGCUAGUCUUCCUGUCACGCUUUUCGCUCUGCUACAAUUCCCUCUCCUUGUUGAGAUUUUCUUCUCAACAUACGGACCCGGCAUUUUCAACAGGCCCAAGAAGUGGAGUUCUUUUGAGCAGUCUUGAAUUCAUCUCAAGCCUCUGGUCAAUAUACAUAUAUAAAGAGCAAGGUAGCUUAUGAAUUACUAAUAGAGAUUUUGAGAAUGUUGUUCAUCCUCUCUUGUUGGGAUUGAGAGGAGAAUCUGUUGUGUGUUGAUGCUGUCAAGUUUUUGUAUCAAAUUAUUAUCUAAAACUAUAAUAAAAGGACUUCACUACAUUUUCCAUAGGGAUUAGGGAGUCAAAUUUGAUUCUA